Molecule: messenger RNA, 2726 nt
Organism: Microplitis demolitor
Lineage: Eukaryota; Metazoa; Arthropoda; Insecta; Hymenoptera; Braconidae
Exons: 1
Coding region: 570-2708 (712 amino acids)
Source: RefSeq, a predicted model, not a curated record
UAAAAGUUGUUGACUUUUUGUUGAAUUUAAGUUAACAAUUGAUAACAUGAUUACUAAUUGUCAACUUUAAUUUAACAUGAAGUCAACAUAUUUUCGUGCCGCUUGAGUAUGGUAUACUACUCGUAAGCGUACAAAAAAACAUUGUUAAGUUUUUGUUGAAUUUAAAGUAACAAUUGGUUGACUUAAAUUCGGGAUAACAAAUAGUCGUUUUAAAUUUACCAUUAAGUCAACAAUUUGUAUUGUAACACUUGAGUAAAAGAUUAAGGCUAACUUAUAACUAAUUUUUAGUUAGCAUUCCCAUUUAUGGUAACAUCUAGUGACCUUUGGGUUGGCAAAUAGAAGCUUUUGUUUUAACAACCGCGGUAGGUUGAGGCUCUUGCCAUGUCAGCCAUUUUAUCUAGUGUGCUUCAGAAGUGCGUAUCUGUGCCUGGAUAAGCUACCCUUGUGAAAUAAUUUUUAUAUAAAACAUUUUAUUUAAAAAAUAACGAUACAGGCAAGUAUAAAUAUGAUGGUUUUUUAAUCUAUUUAAUUUGUUCUGUUUUGGGGAUGUUAGUAUUACAACUGUUCAAAUGAUAACUAGAAAACGGAAAGAUUUCAUUAACCUCUCAAAGCGUCAGCAACGGCGACGUAUUGAUGAAAAAGUAUUAUCAAUUAUUGAUGAAAACUUGCAUUUGAAAAAUGAUUUUCAUAAAAAAAAAAAUGAUUCAAUUGUUGAAGUUAAUGUGCCUAGUGAAAAUAAUACAGAAAAUAGUACCACUAUACUUUCUAAUAGUAAUGUUGAUGUUAACAAUUCAGAUUUUCAAUGGGACAAUGAUUUUGAGUAUGCACACAAUGAUGAUAACGAUAGUGAUUACGAUGAUGAUGAUCAUCACGAUAACAUAGCUAGCAAUUUCAGUUUUUCCCAUAUUGAUCAGACCUCACUAGAAUUAAAGUCACAAAAUAUGAUGAUAGACACUAAUGAAAUUGAUAAAAUCAAAUCACUUACUUCAUUUAUACAAAAUUGGCAUAUCAAACAUAGAGUUACUAGAGAAGCUUCAGAUGAAUUAUUACAUGGUUUACAAGCGAUUAUGGGUUUUAAUAUUCCAUUAACUAUUAGGUCUAUCAUAAAAACACCGCGAUGUAUCAAAAAUAUUGUUGAUCACAAUGCUGGUAAAUUUUUAUAUUAUAGUAUUGAGCAAGCAAUAACAGAUCGUCUUUUUCACAUAGAUAUAUCGAAAAUUCCACCAACUUUAGAUUUGUAUAUAAAUGUAGAUGGUUUGCCAAUUUCCAAAAGUUCCAAAAGUGAAUUUUGGCCCAUUUUGGGUAAAGUUCUUAAUAUUUCUUGCUUUGCUGAACCAUUUGUUAUUGCUAUUUAUCAUGGAAUUGGCAAACCUUCAUCUCUUGAUCAAUAUCUUCAAAAAUUUUGCAAAGAAUAUUUAUCAUUAAAUAAAGAGGGAUUUAUUUAUAAAAACCAUAAAGUUAAAAUAAGCAUUAAAGGUUUCUUAGCUGAUACUCCUGCUAAAAAUUUUCUUCGUUCCUUUUGUGGUCACACCAGUCGUUGUGGUGAAUGUAUCCAAACAGGCAAAACCGUCAACCAUUGUCGUAUCUUUUUAGAAACUAACUCACCGCUACGAACUGAUAAUCAUUUUAGGAUUAAUGUACCUGAACAGUAUAAAAGUAAAAAGUCACCAUUAGAAGAUAUCGGAAUCAGUAUGACAAAAGAUUUUCCGUUAGAUUAUAUGCAUUUGGUAUGUUUGGGCGUGAUGAAAAAGUUGCUUUUAAUAUGGGUACAGUUAUUAAAAGGUUCAGAUCAAAAUGAAGAUAAAAAGUUUGCUACGUUCAAUAAAUUUUUUAUGAGUUUGUCUUCUUCCAUUCCUUCCGAUUUUGUUCGUAAACCGCGUUGCUUGAAGGAAGUUAACAGGUGGAAAGCUACUGAAUUCCGUCUAUUUCUUUUGUAUCUUGGUCCAGUUGUACUCCGUUCAAUAUUACCUCAAGCUUUAUUAAUUCAUUUUAAUGUACUAAACUGUGCAAUAAGAAUUUUAUGUGACCCUAAAGAGUACCGGAAAAACGAUGUUUAUGCAAAUGAACUGUUAGUUUACUUUGUCGAAACUAUGAAAACUUUGUAUGGUGAAGUAUCAUUAAUUUGUAAUGUCCAUAACCUUAUCCAUAUUACUAAAUAUGUUUUAGAUCAUGGCCAUCUCGAUGAAUUUAGUGUUUUUUGUUUUGAAAAUUUUUUACAGUCUUUAAAAAAUAUGAUUAGAACCGGUAAUUUGCCUUUACAGCAAGUAAUGAAUCGAAUCAUCGAAAAAUCUAAAAAUUUUAAGCCUAAAAAUGAACUCUUUCCAUUUCAAUUUAAAUUAGUAGCAAAAAUAUCUAAAACAUCAAAUCUUCCAGAAGGCUGUAAUAAUGAAUAUAAAUCAAUUGAAUUUAUCAAUUUUAAAUUAACUAACACAACUCCUAAUAACUGUUGUUAUUUACAAGACGAUACUGUUGUUUUCAUAACAGCUAUUUGUCAUUAUAAAGAAAAUGCCGUUAUUGUUGGACACGCACUUACGAAUCCUCUUGGUUUGGAGGAUUAUCCAUGUGAUUCUCGCAAUCUUGGAAUUUAUAAAGUUGAUGAAAUUUCAGAUUUACGAAUUUGGCAUGUUAGACAUAUUAUCCGUAAAGGAUUUGUUGUUGUAAAUUAUGAUUCUUGCUAUGUUUUUCCGAUUUUACAUAGUGAUUUUUAAAUACUACUUUUAUUUUUA